UUUUUUUCCAAGUGAAAAAAAUAUAUGCUUUUUGGUCAGGUGGUCGGUAGUUGUGUGAGGUGUCAUCCAUCGUUACGUUACGUGACGGAUCCACCUGCAGUGAAUGCUGGGACCUCUUUUCGGCGCGAAAUUUCGACAUCAACUCUGGCAUCCUUGGUGUUGACACAAUCUACUUGUCAUGCCUUUUAAUUUUUACCGUUUUAACGUUUUUAGAAGGUCUAAGUGUGUCUUAUUUUAGCACCUGCAGCAGUUUUAUGGAUAGGGAGCUAUAUGACUCGAUCAAAGCGGAAAAUUAUAGUGUUGCCAAAGAUCUGUGUUUGAAAGGUGCCAAAGCAGACAGGUUAAUCGACGGCAUCACAGCUCUUCACCUUUUAUCUGGACAUGAAAGCCAAGAAGCUUCCAACAUCUUAGAAGUGUGUGUAAAGCAAGCUGAAUGUAAUCCGAAUGUCAAAUCCAUUGAAGGGUUGACCCCUGUCCAUGUGGCUGCCCUGUGGGGUAGAUAUCGUAAUUUAGAGAUUUUGACAGCCUCUGGCGGAAACAUCAGUGAAACUGAUGACGAGGGAAAUAAUGCCCUGGAUUUUACUGAGGAUACACUGUGUAUCAAACUACUGCUUGAACUUGAGAGUUCAGGAGAGAGUCACAUCUCUGCAAAUGCCCUUCAAGUGCACAAUGCAGGAAUAAAUGAACACCCUGUUUGUUUAAAGACAAGAACUGAUGACGAUUCUGAGUUUUCAGAAUCCUUUCACACAGCAAUCGAUGAAAGUAUCCUUGAUCGUACAGUUGUGACAUUUCCAAAGCUGCAUCCAUGGAAUGCUAGUCACUCUUCAAUGUGUGGCCUUGAUGAUACUGUUGUUGAUUCCUUUACCAACCUCAGCAUUUCUAGUUACAGCUUUGUGGACGAUCAAACCUUAGACGAGACAAGUGGACAAAGCACAUUUGAACAACAGAGCUUUCACGAGAAUGAUUCAAUAACUGAAGACCUUGGUGACACGACAAUUUUCUACGACUGGAAGGAAUGCAGCACUGUAUUUGACCAGUCAGCUGCAGUUUUAAAUGACUCUGUAAUUGUUCCAGAGACUCUUCGAAAACUCUCCGAUAGUGAGCUCAGGAAAGAGUUACAAAAAUAUGGAGAAAUUCCGGGUCCUAUCAUGCCAAGCACAAGGAAUGUUUACAUCAAAAGGCUGGCUAGACUUCAUUGUGGUGCAACGAAUUCAAAGGACACACAAUAUAAUGAGUAUCUUCCUGAGCUCAGAAAACAUCUCGAAGGACGAGCGGCGACCCCGGAUGUAUUUGCUUGUGAAGAAUCCAUGUGCAUUGAGUUUGACCGUAAAAAGAAUUGGCGGGAGGGAACUGAAAAGUCAUCUUUCAACUACUUACUAAUUGACCCGCGUGUCACACAAAAUUUACCAGCGAGAGCCAAAAAGAUGACCGCAGAAGACGUUUUCAGAGUGUUCAUUAUGUCCAUCUUCUACGUUGGGAAGGGUAAACGUUCAAGGCCGUACGCUCACCUCAACGAAGCUCUGAACUCUGCAAAGCAAAAUCCCAAAAUUCAGCAAAUUAAAGACAUAUGGUCGGCCGGUCUAGGAGUUGUGUCUCUGCAUAUUUUUCAGAGCGUGAUUCCAGUCGAGGCGUACACACGUGAAGCGUGUAUGAUAGACGCGUUAGGUCUCUCCCGUCUAACCAACAAAAAGAGGGGAGACUAUUACGGCAGAGCGCAAACAUGGCCACAGUCGAAGAGGAGAGAAAUGGGCGUCUUUCUUUUAAAGCGAGCACUCAAAAUAUUACUUAGUGAGGGAGAAAGGCAGCUGCGUGCUGGAGAUUUGCGUAUCACCCAAACUUCAUAGAUCCAUUGUCCAUUUUCAAGCACCAAGUAGGAUCCACAUGUUCCUUUAUCGACGUGAAAAUAGGCUCCUUUUAACGUCAUUUUUAUGCCAUUUUUACGCCGUUUUUACAUUUUAAAUCUUCAGGUCUAAACUUUUUAAUCAUUUUAACAAUAUUGUUUACUUGCUUUUUAAGACAAAUCUUCGAAAAGCUCUCUUAACAAAACCUACUGGCAUGUAAACAGUUUUGACUAAUCUGCAAAAUUUUAUACUUGUCUGUAAUUUAAGAAAAAAGAAACAUUGUUUAAGUAGAAUAUGUCUGAAGGGGCACCAGUCGUACUUCAGAAGAGUUAUGAAACAGCAAAAAUCAACGACAACUUAUUUUAUGACAGUUUCAGUGACAUGUUUUAGCCUAAGAUGUGAAUAUUUAAUGUAUAUAGAAACUAUAUGUUAUUUAUUGUUGUUUUCAAGGCCGUUUUAGGUAGUAUGCCAAAGGGCCCACGAAUUCGUAAAAAUGUAAAAAAUAAGGCCAAAAAAAUGAUAGUUAAGUUUUGCAAAUUGGUUUUGAUCGGUUUUAAAACCUCGACGGCCGAAGUAAUCAAAAAGUAACUUCUGAAAAAGAAGUUUAUUUUUUUUGUUAACUCUCAGUCUGUGUAAAUAAAUAUACUAAACCUACAAGGCGAUUUUACGAAGUUUACGAAAGUGGAGAUCAAAGUAGUGUAAAUUAGACAGUUAACGCUUUCUUUGCCUGUUAGUAGAGGCGUUUCACCCGUGCUACUGAAGACACGGGAAAAAUGGCGUCAGCCAUUUUGUUUUUGGACACUUCUCAUUGGCCAAAACGUAACACAUUCCUGCUGAUUGGAUGAAGUGUCCCGCGCGUUUUUCGUGAACCAAUCAGCUAGCGGGGAUGAAAGAAGAUGGGGAAAAAAAGCCAGAAAAAAACGCUUGCCCAGAUUUCGAAAUUUCCUUAGAAGUAACUUCUAGGAAUCAAGGACGCAGGCAAUUGGGAAUUUAAUCUUUACCGUUACCCAGGAAUUUUAAGAUUUUUUUUAGCUCUAGUACGUCGGGUAAGACGGCCAGAAUUCUAAGUAGUAUUCAUAUUUCUGACGUUUUUUUUCCAAGAAAAUGUAGUGUAGAAGUUUUACUUAUUUCCACUUGAAGCUCUCGGCUCAGAAAGAGUUGAUUAUCAAAAGAGUAAAUUUUUUUAUGGAGCUUCUAGCACGAGAAGGAUAAAUCUUUUUAGAAUUAUAGAACAUAGUUGUAUAUUUAGAAAAUAUACGUUUGUUUAAACAUCGACGUAUUAAGCAGUUGUUGAGUUGUAAAUAAAUCUGUUUCAAGUUAAAAUACGACCUUAUAUUUGUCUCUUCAAGAAAUAACGCGCACUCUUGUUUGGACUGAACGUCAUUUGUUUUUGCAAUGGGUCUGACCUGAAAAUAUUCAUGUUCUUUCCUUGAUAAUUUGAAAGAAAAAGCUCGCCCUGCUGUGCUGCGGUGAAUCUAAAUCAUUUUAAAAUGAAGACAGAAAUGCAGUGCACAAUUGAUUGCGGAGAAGAACAUUCUAAAAUCUCACGUUUUACAUUCCAUUUUCGUAACAAAUGGAAAAAUUGUGGUGUUCUCUUUUUCAGUUGAUGUCACAAUAAGGAUAUCAAAUAACUGCCCAAUCAUGGGUAUACAAAUUACGGUCAUUUUCGUGACGUAAACGGUUACCAUGUAACCACACUAACAACCCGUUUUUAACACCCUUAAUUUGCGCUCAAAAACGAGUCUAGUGACUCCAAUUUUUUUUGCCAAGUUGUGGCAGUGAGUUCUGGACCUCUUUUUGGGAUUAAGGAUUGCAAUGAAGCCCGGCGCUCCCUUAAUUUGUUUUCAAACUUUGCGAAAAGUCGAAUCUUCACACGCUGCUCAUAAUUCGAUAAUAAAACAUGGGGGUUACAAAACUCGUUUUUGAAUCACAGUUAAGGGUAUUGUUAACAGGUCAUGCGUGGCCAUGGUAACUUGAAUGGUAGUAUCGAUCCAGCAAAGUAGAAGUCCUAA
This is a messenger RNA of Orbicella faveolata, 3853 nucleotides long. RefSeq lists its product as uncharacterized. The record is from RefSeq and is a predicted model, not a curated record. Gene Ontology annotation, cellular component: cytoplasm; nucleoplasm. Lineage: Eukaryota; Metazoa; Cnidaria; Anthozoa; Scleractinia; Merulinidae. Gene Ontology annotation, molecular function: protein binding; DNA endonuclease activity. Gene Ontology annotation, biological process: resolution of meiotic recombination intermediates; double-strand break repair via homologous recombination.